AAGGCGCCGACCAAGUUUAGAAGAAACGGAGAAAUGGAAAAAGACACUUUUAACAAAUACGAACACUAAUACACCUCCAAAUAUCACUGAAGUAACUCACGAAGAGGAUGAGGUUAACGGAAAAAAGCUUCCGAAAACAGGUGUUGAUGUAAAAGCAAUAGUCAGUUUAAUUGACAGUGGCAGUACUGAAUCUUUAAGUUCGUUACAUACUCGUGGAAACGCUAAUUAA
Molecule: messenger RNA, 229 nt
Organism: Racocetra fulgida
Lineage: Eukaryota; Fungi; Glomeromycota; Glomeromycetes; Diversisporales; Gigasporaceae
Source: the annotation of a GenBank genome assembly